AUGCCCAUCCUGGUCAAAGCAUCACAAUGGAUGCAGACUGACACUCAUGUGAAAGUGAUUGUGAGGAUCUGUUCAGGACCAGUCAGUAGGAGAAACAUCCUGUACAGCUCUGAAUACAUCAAGAUGAACAGCCCUCCAUUCCUUUUUGAAGCCUUCCUUCCUGAGAAAAUUGAUGUGGAUGAAUCUGAAGUUGUUGUCGUGGGAAAUGAUGCACAUUUCCUACUUAAGAAAUGUCAUCCAUCUCACUGGGAUUGCUUGGACCAAAUUCUUCCCAGAGAGGAGCAAAUGAAAAGGCGAAGGGCUGCUGAAGAAGUGGAAUUGGCAAGACUGCUUUCACAAUCCAAGGCAAUUAGAGAUGAAAGAGGAACAAUAUCCAAGGAAGCUGUGAGAUUGCAAUUGUGUCAGGAAGAGAAGCAGCAUCUGUGUGUUCAGAAGAUGAAAGACAAGCAAAUUAGCAUGUUUUUCAAGGCAAUCAGUAUUCCUGAGAUACAUGAGAAAAGCAAACCUGCAGAAAAAGAAACUGAAUACCUGGAGGCUCAAGAGGUGAUCAUGCCACCACCAAGGGAUUCAGCAAAGAUUUUAAUGAAAUUCUCCCCCUAUGACCUCCUCACCCCCAAGAGAGAAUCAGUGGAAUUGAUGAGGCAUCAGGUCAGCCAUCUUCAAUGAAAAAUCAAUACCUUGGAGGCAUCUGUGAGGAUCAUGCCACUUUCAAUGUGUUUCUAUCACUCUGUUGCUGUUUUUUUUGCAUUUCCCAUGUUCAAAUUCUGAGUGUGGCAGAUGAAUGCAGGGUAUCCCAAAAGUCAUGUGACCCAGAACCUAAAAAUGUAUCAUAAAUGGAUACGGGAAGGAACAGUGACGAGUCGUUUGGAAGCUGGAGUAACACUUUUUGAAUGCACAAAAAAUCAUAUGAUAUAGAAAAUUAGUCACAAAUAAACACUCAACCCA
Molecule: messenger RNA, 945 nt
Organism: Darwinula stevensoni
Lineage: Eukaryota; Metazoa; Arthropoda; Ostracoda; Podocopida; Darwinulidae
Source: the annotation of a GenBank genome assembly